AAGGGAAGAGCAGAUUCCCUGUUUAUCCCAGACUAGAAGUUGUCUUCGGCUCUGGCAGCUGUGCUCAGCUGGGCUUGGUGGGACAUGCAGGCAGCUGGAUCACCUGCAGCAAGAUCUGCCAGCGUCCUGAUUUCUGGCUCUCAGGGAUGUGUGCUCCCUGUGGGAAACAUGUGCAGAGCUGUCGAGAGCAGAAGCAGUGCAGACAGCCUGAAUUACAUUCCUCCAACUCAGGCUUCUCAGCAGAGCAAUUAUUCCAGGGCAGUACUUCCCCUUGAUUGAUUGUCCUUGCCACUGUGGGGCUGACAUCUUACAGGGGAGUCAUGCUUGGUCCCUUAUCGUGGGAGCAUGAGGAAUGAUCAUUACCCAGCGACACCCGUCGAUAACAGUGAAUAAUAGCCAGGAAGGAAGGCAGACAACAGUAAGAACAUGCUCGAGAGGUGCUGUAAUUCUUGGGACAGGGCGCCUCUGCAAAGGAGGAGGAGAGUUUGCAGGGUGGAUGGGAGGAGGGGGUCCUGUCGCUGUUGAUGCUCUCUAGAGCUCAGCAGCUGGAGAGAAACAUUGGCUAAGGAUGGUCAAAGCUGGGAAGGGAAAAACGCAAGGAGGGAAAAUGAUGAAGUGAAAAGAGCUAGGAGCUACGCUGGAGAGCAUACAAACAGCUUGCUGACCUCUGAUGCAUGAGAGAUGAAGAAAACAGACAGUGUUUGACUAUGUGGACCAUGUGGGUGAUCUUCUUCUGGAUUUCAGCUGUCCCGAUCGAAGCGAUUCCACCUGUCUGUGACCUUCUGAGCGUCCUGAAAAGGGAGGAGGAAAAGUGUGUGGAGACUCUUUCCCUGGAGGCAAGGAACAGAACAACUGAAAAUGAUCUGCUCCUGAGCUCAGGCAGAUGUGCUGGAAUGUGGGAUAACAUGAGCUGCUGGCCUUCAUCCACUGUGGGACAGACUGUCAAUGCUCACUGCCCUGAAUUCUUCCAGAUGCUGACUGGGAAAAAAGGUUUUGUGUACCGAAACUGCACAAGUGAGGGCUGGUCAGACCCGUACCCAAGACCUGAUAUUGCUUGUGGCUACAAUGUCAACGACACAACCAACGAGGCCAGACGUUCCUAUUUCAUGACCCUGAAGAUCAUGUACACCAUCGGCUACUGCACCUCCCUUGUGACACUGAUGAUAGCCUUAGUGGUCCUGGCCUCCUUCAGAAGACUUCGCUGCACAAGGAACUACAUCCACAUGCAUCUCUUCACAUCAUUCAUUUUGCGUGCCUCAUCCAACUUCAUCAAGGAUGCUGUCUUGUUUUCCUCUGAAGACACAAAUUACUGUGGGGCAUACACGGCUGGCUGUAAGCUCACCAUGGUCUUCUUUCAGUAUUGCAUCAUGUCUAACUACAGCUGGCUCCUGGUGGAAGGGCUGUACCUCCACACUCUCCUGGUGAUUUCUUUCUUCUCGGAAAGGAAGUUCCUCUGGUGGUUCAUCGCCCUGGGAUGGGGUGCCCCAACAGUGUUUGUGGCUGCAUGGGCGACUGCUAGGCAACUCCAUGAAAAUAUUGGGUGUUGGGACAUUAACACUGAUGCCAAUACCUGGUGGAUCAUUAGAGGCCCCAUAGUUUUGUCUAUUUUUAUUAAUUUCAUUCUGUUUGUCAACAUUUUAAGAAUCCUGAUGAGGAAGCUCAGCUCCCCCCAAAAAAGGAGCAGUGAUUUCAACCAAUACAAGUAUGUUCUUUACAUCCUUUAUGAGACAUUCAAGGCCACACGAGCAUUUCUUGUUCCUUCUACACCAGCUUCUCCUUCUGUUUUCAUUCUCAGGAGACUUGCAAAGUCAACACUCCUCCUCAUCCCUCUCUUUGGGGUCCACUAUAUCAUCUUUGCUUUUUUCCCUGAGGAUGCCAGCAGUGGCACGAUGGAAAUUCAGCUGUUUUUUGAAUUGGCUCUUGGAUCAUUCCAGGGCUUUGUUGUGGCUGUACUUUAUUGUUUUCUUAAUGGUGAGGUUCAGCUGGAAGUUCAGAGAAAAUGGAGGCAGUGGCAUUUAAGCAAACACUGGCGUCAGCAGCUCAGCACCUCAGCGAGUAACGGAGGAAGUGGCUUCACUCAAGAGAUGCACAUGGUGAGGUCCAGCCCAGCAGAGCACAGGAGAGGAACCCUCCAAAGGUCAAGUGUGCUUUAACCCUGUGCACCUGAAGGUACCUCCAUGCUCAGAUACACAUGGACUGAGCUGGGAGUCUUGUGUCCAUAUCCAGAGUGGGACUUGGCUGUAGAUCAGCAUUUCUUGGAGCACAUCUGUGUAUAUCCUGUGCAGCACCGUGGUUAUUCUGCAAAGCAAAAUGGGCCAAAAAAAUUAUGCUCUUCCUUGAGUUUCUGGCCACAGUAAUUUGUGUUUCUUUCCACACCUGCUGUUAGUUCUACCUUAAAUGUGACCUUCCAUUUUCCAUGUGGCUCUCCAACAUGUUCCAGGCUAAGUCAGGCUGGUGAUUUUUUGAUGUUCACCCUUUCUUCUGCUGCAGAAGCUGGGAGGAUAUUGAAUUUUAUAUGAUGAAGGUUAUGUGCAAUCCUCCAUGGGUUUGAAAUGCAAAAUAAAUUAAUGCCUAGCAUUUCUCUAAGUUCAAAGC
Messenger RNA from Cyanistes caeruleus (blue tit), 2595 nucleotides. NCBI's taxonomy places the organism in Eukaryota, Metazoa, Chordata, Aves, Passeriformes, Paridae. The record is from RefSeq and is a predicted model, not a curated record.